Messenger RNA from Eutrema salsugineum, 1044 nucleotides. RefSeq lists its product as uncharacterized. NCBI's taxonomy places the organism in Eukaryota, Viridiplantae, Streptophyta, Magnoliopsida, Brassicales, Brassicaceae. Bases 1 to 1044 code for a protein of 347 amino acids. The record is from RefSeq and is a predicted model, not a curated record. The transcript is spliced from 4 exons.
AUGCUACAUCCCUCUGUUGAUUUAUAUGUUAAUAAACACUUCAAGAACAAAGACGAGUUGAUGCUGCAAAUGAGAAAAUGGGCUUUGGAUUGGAAGUUCGAGUUCAGAUCAGCUUGGUCAAACAAGACGAGGGUGGUGUUAAGAUGUGUUGAUCCUAAUUGUACCUGGAGGAUGCGUGCAACAAAGCUCCCUUCUUCUAAUUUCUUUGGGGUGAGAACUUAUGUAAGUGAACACAACUGUGAUACAACUCAUAGGAACGCCAACCAUAGGCAAGCAACUGCCAAGGUGCUUGGGACUUUGAUCUGCAGCAAUUAUAGAGAAAAGAAGUAUGGUCUUAACCCGAAACAAAUCGAGGAGAAAGUCAGACUCGACCAUGGUGUACACAUUGGAUACAAACAAGCUUGGAGGGUUAAAGAGUUUGCUCAGGAUUUGAUCAGAGGGACUCCCGAGGAUAGCUAUCAAAAAAUCUCGAAGUGGUUGUUUAAGGUUAAUGAGAAAAACCCUAGAUCAAAGGUUUAUGUUGAGAUGAAUCCAAAGGGGGGGAAAAAAUACAGAUUGCUUGUUUUCGGUCAAUCGAUAAGAGGAUUUGAGCUGAUGAGGAGGGUUAUUGCUAUGGAUGGUACUUUUCUUAAGGGAAACUUUAAGGGAACAUUGCUUGGAGCUAGUGCACAAGGCGGAGAUUAUUCAUUGUCCCUGCUUUCAUUUGGGAUAGUUCACUCUGAAAACAAACAUGUGUGGACCUGGUCUUUUAGCGGACUUAAGACCGUGAUCCAUAAUGCGUCAGAUUUGGUCUUUGUUUCAGAUAGAGCUCCAGCCAUUGCCAAGAAUCCAUCUGGUGAGGAAUAUAGCACCAAAGUAUGGGAGAACUGGGUUGUUGCCGAGCAGAGCCUUAAAUUAGCUUCAUAUUUGGAAGAAUCUGAUUUUGCAAAGUGGGCUCGCUCUUAUGCACCUUCGAACAGGUACAAUAUCAUGACAACCAACACUGCGGAGUCUCUGAAUUUGAUUUUAAACAUGGCUCCUAAGUUGCCAAUAAUGUCUCUCUAG